Molecule: messenger RNA, 1050 nt
Organism: Rotaria sp. Silwood2
Lineage: Eukaryota; Metazoa; Rotifera; Eurotatoria; Philodinida; Philodinidae
Source: the annotation of a GenBank genome assembly
AUGCAGCAAAAAUUAUUUUUCUUAAUUAUUUUUCUUCAUUGUCUAUUGAUAAAAUCUGUAAAAUUAUUGAAUACAGCUGGACAAAUAGACCUUAUCUUUUGCUAUUCAUCUAUAAAAUCUGGGGAAUCAUCAAAAUUAUCCAUUCGUACUCAUCUAGUUAACAAAAUAGAAGUCGAUUAUAUUUAUGUUUUACAAGGAAAUCAAAUUGGUGACGAACUAUUUGUUGUUACGACAAUCAAAUGUAAUUUUUGGCGUUAUUCUAAUGGACUUUGUCCAAUAAAUUUCCGAAGUAAAUAUUUAAGUCUUCAAAAUCGAAUGUCUCCAACUCAAUAUGUAUUACAAAUGGACGAGGAUUAUGCAUAUUUCAAACAACUUCUUCGUAGUUUAUCUUCUCAAAUGUUAAAUAAUAAAAAGGAAUUUAAUUUAACAUAUAUUAUUUCACGUAGUAGUAUUCAUGAUGGUAUUGAUAAACCAAAAGAUUUAAAUGGAAAUUCAUUAUCAACAACAAGUCUUAUUGGAAUUAUUUUUCUUAGUGUAUGUGCUGUGAUUGUAUUUGGUUUUACUAUUGUAUGGUUCGCUAUACUUCAUUAUCGACGAUUUACACAAAAUCGAAUGGAGAAAAAUCAGCGCAAAGCCCUUGCGAAAUCAACUCAAGAAAUACUCGAUAAAUCACCAAUUAUUACAUUUGAUGCAAAUAGUGAACAUAAUGAUUAUACUGAUAGAGAUCCGAUGUGUGCUAUUUGUUUAGAAUCAUUUAAAAAUAAAGAAAAACUUCGAAAACUUGGUAUGUAUGAAAAUAAAUUUAUUCAAUUUUAUUUAUCUGUUUAUUUAUUUAUUUUGUUUGAUUUUUUUUUGACAGAAAUUUGUUCACAUUAUUUUCAUAUAACAUGUAUUGAUCCAUGGUUAUUAUUGCAUCAAAGUUGUCCACUUUGUAAUCGAAAUAUUUUACAUAAUUCGAUACCUUCAAUUUCAUCGAAUGUUAUGAUUUCUGAAACUGAACAACAAAAUUAUGAAAUACUGGCAACUGUCAAUAAUAAUAAUAAUAAUUAA